Molecule: messenger RNA, 804 nt
Organism: Phytophthora nicotianae INRA-310
Lineage: Eukaryota; Oomycota; Peronosporomycetes; Peronosporales; Peronosporaceae
Exons: 1
Coding region: 1-804 (267 amino acids)
Molecular function (GO): protein binding
Source: RefSeq, a predicted model, not a curated record
AUGGCGAUGACAGUCUUGACGAGUGUAGCGGUGGUGGCUCGCCACUUCGACGCGCUUGGGGCACUGGAACACGUAGAGCGGAGCAUCAGCGAGCUCAUCGACUAUUCCAAGUGCUGGACCAUGGCGAGAGCGGCAGCCGCAGGAAACAUUGUGCUGCUGCGACGACUGCACGCUGCUGGAGGCAAAACAAAAGACGGCUUCUCCAUUCGUGACGUCGAGCGAGCGAUGGAGCUGGCGGCGACGCGUGGACAUCUUGAAGUGUUGCAGUUCUUGCACGUCAACUAUCCGCAACGUGGCAAGACGUGGUGUCUUGAGCUCGCGGCCUCGAACGGCCAGCUGGACGUGCUUAAAUGGCUCCACAAACAUGAUAAUGGUAAAGAUUGCCUUACGAUGUCUGCCUUCGACGAUGCUGCUGAUAAUGGACAUCUGGAGGUGAUCCAGUGGAUGCACGAGUAUCGGUCUGAGGGCUGCACGACUCGCGCAAUGGACUGUGCAGCGCGAAACGGGAGACUGGACAUCGUGAAAUGGCUACACGAGCAUCGUCAAGAAGGAUGCACGACGCAAGCGAUGGAUUGGGCGGCGCGGGCGGGCCAUUUGGAGGUCGUACAGUGGCUGCACUUGAAUCGUCGGGAAGGCUGCUCCACCAUGGCGAUCGAUGCAGCAGCGUCCAAUGGCCACUUGGAGCUGGUGCGGUGGCUCCACGAACACUGCAACAUGAACUGUUCCUGCUUCGCACACACGGUGGCUGAAGAACGAGGUCACCGCGACGUGCUGGAAUGGAUCGGGCAGACCGAGCACAACUAG